Molecule: messenger RNA, 2494 nt
Organism: Pelobates fuscus (common spadefoot toad)
Lineage: Eukaryota; Metazoa; Chordata; Amphibia; Anura; Pelobatidae
Product: G-protein coupled receptor family C group 6 member A-like
Exons: 5
Coding region: 19-2325 (768 amino acids)
Biological process (GO): G protein-coupled receptor signaling pathway
Cellular component (GO): plasma membrane
Molecular function (GO): G protein-coupled receptor activity
Source: RefSeq, a predicted model, not a curated record
GUGACAGAUGCCCUGUCUAUGAUUUUUGCAAUAGAACAGAUAAAUAAUUCCACCUUUUUGCCAGGAAUAACUUUGGGCUAUGAAAUUUAUGACUCCUGCUCUGAUGCACUGAAGGCAACUCAAGCAAUACUGCAAUUAAUUCCAGAAGCCAUGAGCACAAACAAUUCCAAAGAGUGCAAGGCUACAGAGACUGUGCCUUCUGUGAAAGCUGUGGUUGGAGAAGAAUAUUCUGAAAUAUCUAUUGCAAUUGCAAGAUUUCUCAGCCUUCACUUUAUUCCUCAGAUAAGCCCUGCAUCCACAGCUGCAAUUCUUAGUGACAAAGUGAGGUUCCCUUCCUUUCUUCGCACUGUCCCAAAUGAUAAACACCAAACUGAAGCUAUGGUGAAAGUGAUCAGAACAUUUUGGUGGAACUGGGUUGGUAUCAUAUCAAGUGACGAUGAUUAUGGACGCUCUGCACUAGAUUUUUUAAAUAUUCUCUUUCCACAGCAUGGGAUAUGCCGCGCAUUCUCCAAAAUCGUUCCAUCGUCUGGAGAACAUCCUGAUUUGCCUAAUGUAAUAACUAGUAUAACAAAUGAACUCAGCACUAAUAAAGCAAAUAUUAUAAUCAUAAUUGCUAAAGGCCCCUUUGUUGUGAAACUUUUCAAAGAAGUCAUCAGACUGAAUAUAUCCAAAACAUGGAUUGCAAGUGAUGCCUGGUCAACUUCAAAAGAAGUUUCGAGCAUUGAAGACAUUGAAAAAAUUGGAACCAUACUUGGAUUCAACUUCAAGGAAAAUCGUGCUUCAGGAAUAACAGAAUAUCUACUGAAUCUCAAUCCCAGAGAACCUGAAGCAAGGAAUGAUUUUCUUAAAGAGUAUAAAGAAUUCCGUUUUGGUUGUACAGAUGAGUACAGAAUAUACCUAGAAUGUAUUGAGUCAGCUUUGGAAAACUGUUCAAAUUCUGAGUCAAUAAAACAAAAAUCUCCUCUAGCAUGCAGGAUAGAAAAUAUUUAUUUAGCAAAUGAUGAUUACCUAUUGAACAAUACUGAAUGGGGCAAAUCACAUAGUACAUAUAUGGCAAUUGAAGCCAUAUCUAGUGCACUGAAGAACUUAAUAUGCAAAGAUGGAACAUGUGAAAAGAAUCGGAGCUUAUCACCACAAGAGCUUUUAAAAGAAAUAAAGAACGGAACUUACUCAAGAAGUGGGGAGACUUUCCGUUUUGAUUCCGUUGGCGAUGUCUUAAAUGGAUAUGAUGUGAUUAAUUGGCAAUAUUUGAACCACACUACCGAAUUUAAGAUUGUUGGAAAUUAUGAUAUAUCAGAUGGGAUAAUUACAUUAAAUAAAAGUAUUUUUAUGUGGAACACGGACACAGAGAUGGCUCCUUUUUCCAAUUGCUCACGAUCCUGCAGUCCUGGAGAAUACAAAAAGCAUUCUGACAUCAGUUGCUGCUAUGAAUGCAUAAAAUGUGCAGAUAAUUACUUCUCUUCUACAACUGAUGAGACUCAGUGUACAAAGUGUCAACUCUUUGAAUGGUCAAAUAGCGGAAGCUCGACAUGUGAAAAAAGGACCGUUCAGUACCUGGAAUGGAGCAACCCAUUUGCAAUCACAUUGUUAAUAUUCACCGUCUUUGGAUUUCAACUAUUACUAGCUAUCGGAAUCGUGUUCAUUAAAUGUCCCAACAAACCACCAGUUCGAGCAGCAGGAGGGAAUUACAGCUAUCUGAUUAUAGCAUCUUUAUUUUCCAGCCUGACAAGCAUCUUUUUUUUUAUUGGUCCACCAAGUAAUACAAUCUGUCAGAUCAGACAACCUCUCUAUGGUAUCAGCUUCACCAUCUGUGUUUCUUGUAUAUUGGUCAAAUCUUUACGUAUCAUUUUUGCAUUUCAUUUAGCCAACAGACUAAAGAAGUUUACUAAACUAAGUUACACGCCGUUGGCUAUUAUCAUUAUACUAACUGGUAUUCAGAUUUGUAUUUGUGUUUUAUGGAUGAUAUUAAAAAGACCCUUUUAUGUAAAAGAUUAUAAAAUACCUCAAUUCCUAGUUGUGCAGUGUGAUGAAGGGUCCUAUGUUCCUUUUGGUAUUAUGUUGGGUUACAUUGGAUGUCUUGCAUUAAUUUGUUUCAUUCUAGCAUAUAAAGGUAGGAAAUUGCCAGAGAAAUAUAACGAGGCCAGGAGUAUUACAUUUAGCAUGCUCAUAUAUAUGUUUGUGUGGAUUAUCUUCAUCCCCGUUUAUAUGAAUACAAAUGGCAUUUAUAUAUCAGCUGUUCAAUUUGUAGCCAUAUUAGCUUCAGUAUAUGGAGUUAUAUUUUGUCAUCUUUUGCCAGCAUGUUACAUUAUAUUGUUCAAAAGAUAAAAACACUGUAACAGGGAGCUAUACUUGAAAAGUGUAUGUGCAUUCUAUAGGGCUAGACAAAGAGUAUUUUCUAUUAGAAACACAGGCUUGCAAAGUCAACCUACUGAUUCUAAUCUAGAAGCUCAGGUCACAAACAUCUCUCAGCUACAACCAAAAAGAACAGCAGUAA